UCGAAUAAAUGUUCAAAAACUAUAAACGCGGGUUAAUUGCACACAAGACAAUACAUACACAAACGGGAUUGCCAAAAUGCAAAGGCUGUUAAGAAUACAACAUUCUUUUGGUUCAUUAUUAAAAAAUCUUCCUGCAAAACCAGUUUCUAACCGAAUUUCUAGCGACACCCCCCUACCCCCUUUCCCCACUUUCUCUCUCCUCCAUUUCUCUCUGUCUACAGUGGCUUCUGCAACUCUGUAGCUGACUACUAGCUGGGCAUUGGGGAUUACCCAUUAUCUUUUUCUUGAUUACCCAUUUCUAUCUUCUUCAAUUAAACACCAAGAAAAGGAGAUAUUUCAAAAGAAAAUGUCGAAAUUGGUGAUACCCAGAUUGUUUAAUGACGAAUUCUUCAGUAGAUUGCUCGUAAUUUUGAUCUUGCUCACAUUCUUUGGGUGUUGCACAGCUCAACCACAAGAGGCUCCUGCCUAUCUUCAAUUUACUGCAAAUGCUACUGAAUUCCCUGCGGAAGACUACUAUGAUUAUAUAAUUGUCGGAGGUGGAACUGCUGGAUGUCCAUUGGCAGCUACCUUGUCACAGAAUUACAAGGUAUUGUUGCUGGAACGAGGAGGAGUACCAUAUGGGAAUUCAAACUUGAUGACCCAAGAAGGUUUCUUGUCCACCAUUCUGGAGAUUGAUACAUUUAAUUCUCCUGCACAAGCAUUUACUUCAGAGGAGGGUGUGCCUAAUACUCGUGGACGGGUUCUGGGUGGAAGCAGCGUUAUAAAUGCUGGGUUUUACAGCAGAGCUGAUCUAGAGUUUUAUGCCAAGUCUGGCCUUAGUUGGGAUUUAAGAAUGGUCAAUCAGUCCUAUGAGUGGGUGGAGAAUGCAAUUGUGUUCCGACCUGAUCUAAGAAGUUGGCAAUCUUCUGUUAGAGAUGGCCUGUUGGAAGCUGGUGUGAGUCCAUAUAAUGAUUUCAGUUUGGAGCAUGUUUUAGGAACAAAAAUUGGUGGAUCCACAUUUGAUAGCUCUGGUAGGAGGCAUAGUGCUGCAGAUCUUUUGAGCUAUGGAACAGCUUCAAAUAUAAAGGUAGCUGUUCAUGCAAAUGUAGAGAGGAUUAUAGUUGCCACAUCUUCUGCAUCUGACAACUCGAAAUUAUCAGCAAUCGGAGUGGUGUAUCGUGAUACAAUGGGGCAUUACCAUCAUGCAAUGGUGCGUGGUGAUGGGGAGGUCAUUCUUUCAGCUGGUGCUAUAGGAAGUCCUCAACUUCUUUUACUUAGUGGAAUCGGUUCAAGGCCAUAUCUUUCAUCAUGGGGUAUUCCAGUUUCCCAUCACUCGCCUUAUGUGGGCCAGUUUCUUUACGACAACCCAAGAAAUGGAAUCUCGAUUGUACCGCCAAUGCCUCUGGAACAUUCACUUAUUCAAGUUGUGGGCAUCACUGAUUCAGGAGCUUACCUGGAGGCUGCAUCAAAUGUAAUCCCCUUUGGUGCCCUUUCCCAUUCUGUUUUUUCCAGGUCACCAACUUCUCCUCUUUACCUGACAGUGGCCACAAUUAUGGAGAAAAUCUCUGGUCCAGUUUCAUCAGGUUCACUUAGACUGGCUUCUACAGAUGUUAGGCUCAAUCCAAGCAUCAGGUUCAACUAUUUUAGUGACCCAAAAGAUCUGGAUUUGUGUAUUGUUGGGAUGCGUAAAAUAGGGGAUAUUCUAAGAAGCCGGUCCAUGGAAGAUUUUAAGUUUACAUGGGCUGGAGGUAGAGACUUCAGAUUUUUAGGACCUGCAUUGCCCACUGACCAAUCAGAUGAUGCACUAAUGGGUGAAUUUUGUCGGCGGACAGUGAGCACUAUAUGGCAUUAUCAUGGUGGUUGUGUAGUAGGGAAAGUCGUGGAUACUGAUCUCCGGGUGACUGGUGUCAAUGCUCUGAGAGUCAUUGAUGGUUCAAUAUUGACAGUAUCUCCAGGAACCAAUCCUCAGGCAACACUUCUAAUGCUUGGAAGAUAUAUGGGACUGAAGAUGCUCCAAGAACGAACAAGAUAAGAUGUCAGUUGUGAUCAAAAUUCAAAAUUCAAAAUUCAUAGCAGAGGGUUGGUUUAUGAUUCUUUUAUGCUUGAUUUUUUGUGUGUUCAUACUUGGUAGAUGUAUGAGAAAUCGUAUUGUUAGAUGCACUGACAAGUAUAGAGGUUAUCUGUAUAUGUUUUAGGAUUUGUUCUGUAAUGAGCACCAUUGUGCUCUUAUUUUGGAUCAUGUGAUGGUUAUAUGGCAUACUAUCCAAGUAUGCAUGCAUUUACGAAUUUUGAUCCUACUAUUAAUAGUUUCUUCUUCAUGCA
This is a messenger RNA of Spinacia oleracea (spinach), 2301 nucleotides long. Its product is annotated as (R)-mandelonitrile lyase-like. Gene Ontology annotation, molecular function: flavin adenine dinucleotide binding; oxidoreductase activity, acting on CH-OH group of donors. Lineage: Eukaryota; Viridiplantae; Streptophyta; Magnoliopsida; Caryophyllales; Amaranthaceae. The transcript has 3 exons. Bases 347 to 2011 code for a protein of 554 amino acids. The record is from RefSeq and is a predicted model, not a curated record.